AUGGCCUUUUCACUAUUGAAUUUGGGAUCAAUACAAGAAAUAAUUAAAUUAUUUGCAGAUCCUGAUGUUUACCAUUUUUAUCAUCAUCUCUUGUUUCGCACAAUUAUUAUACAAUCAAUAAUAAAAGAUACAAAACCAGAAGAAGAAGACGAAGCAGGAAUUGAAGAAGAAAAAGCAAUUAAGGCUAUUGAUCGUGAACCAACAUCAAUUACUGAUACAAAAAAUCCACUCACAGCUGAAAGUCAUGAUGAAAUAAAAGAUAUGAGUGAAAAUGAUGAUGAAAUGAUGGAAACAAGUGAUACGAAUGAAGGUAAAACAACAGCUACAUUUGAUGAAGAAGAAAAAUUCAAUGAAACUUUGAUCUUAGUAUCAAAUAAUCCAUUGUAUUGUUUUCCACAUAUUGUAUGGAAUAUUAAAAUUGGUAUUAAUGGUUUCGGACGUAUUGAUCGUCUUAUUUUUCGAUGUGCAAUUCAACAACGUAUUCAAGUAGUUGGCAUUAAUGGUUAG
Molecule: messenger RNA, 507 nt
Organism: Rotaria sordida
Lineage: Eukaryota; Metazoa; Rotifera; Eurotatoria; Philodinida; Philodinidae
Source: the annotation of a GenBank genome assembly